This is a messenger RNA of Panicum virgatum (switchgrass), 1772 nucleotides long. Its product is annotated as F-box/kelch-repeat protein At2g44130-like. The transcript has 2 exons. Gene Ontology annotation, molecular function: protein binding. Bases 81 to 1220 code for a protein of 379 amino acids. Gene Ontology annotation, biological process: regulation of phenylpropanoid metabolic process; negative regulation of cytokinin-activated signaling pathway. The record is from RefSeq and is a predicted model, not a curated record. NCBI's taxonomy places the organism in Eukaryota, Viridiplantae, Streptophyta, Magnoliopsida, Poales, Poaceae.
AUCCCAUUCCCCUUCCUUCCAGAGGAGAGAGAGAGAGAGAAGAAAAGAUAAGCUCAGGCUCAGCUCGCAAGCAAGUGGAGAUGCGGAGCCCACGAGGAGCAGCAGCAGCCGGGCGCUGCGGCGCCCAGGAGCACGUCGACCUGAUCCCGGGCAUCCCCGACGACGUCGCCGUCGACUGCCUGGCGCGCGUUCCCCACGCGUCCCACCGCGCGCUCCGCCGCGUCUGCCGCGGCUGGCGCAGCGCCGCCGCCAAGCCGGCCUUCGCCUCGGCGCGCGCCGCCGCGGGCGCCACCGAGGACCUCGUCUACCUCCUGCAGUUCGGCAACCCCUCCGCCGCCGACGACGACGGGGCGCCUAAGGACGGCGCCGACGCGCCGCCGCCCAGCGCGCCGGCCUACGGCGUCGCCGUCUACAACGUGACCACGGGCGAGUGGCGCCGGGAGCGCGGCGCGCCGCCCGUGCUCCCCGUCUUCGCGCAGUGCGCCGCGGUGGGCACCCGCGUGGCCGUGCUCGGCGGCUGGGACCCGCGCACCUUCGAGCCCGUCGCCGACGUGCACGUCCUCGACGCCGCCACCGGCGCGUGGCGCCGCGCCGCGCCGAUGCGGUCCGCGCGGUCCUUCUUCGCGUGCGCCGAGGCCGGCGGCAAGAUCUACGUCGCCGGCGGGCACGACAAGCACAAGAACGCGCUCAAGACGGCCGAGGCCUACGACGCCGGCGCCGACGCCUGGGACCCGCUCCCGGACAUGUCGGAGGAGCGCGACGAGUGCGACGGCAUGGCCACCGUGGCGGGCGACCGCUUCCUCGCCGUCAGCGGGUACCGCACGGCGCGGCAGGGCGGGUUCGAGCGCGACGCCGAGUGGUUCGACCCCGCCGCCCGGGAGUGGCGGCGGCUGGAGCGCGUCCGGGCGCCGCCCUCCGCGGCGCACGUCGUGGUCCGGGGCCGCGUCUGGUGCAUCGAGGGCAGCGCCGUGAUGGAGUGGAUGGGCACCCGCCGCGGGUGGCGCGAGGUCGGGCCCUACCCGCCGGGGCUCAAGGCCGGCACGGCGCGCGCCGUCUGCGUCGGCAGCGGCGAGAAGGUGGUCGUCACGGGGGCCCUCGACGGGGAGGGCGGCCGGCACGCGCUCUGGGUGUUCGACGUCAGGACCAAGAGCUGGACUGUGGUGCGCCCGCCGCCGGAGUUCGCCGGCUUCGUCUUCUCCGUCGCGUCCGUCCGCAUCUGAAGAUCUGGAUCUCGGCCGCCCCAGCCCCGAUCCGCCCCCAUCGACCAAGAAACAAAAGAAGAAAUCAAGGCUACUACGACUACUAGUGUGUGUCCGUGCACCGUGCCCGCCAUUGCUGGAUCUGAGAUCUGCGCGUCGGCCAUGGAUCUCUGCAUCUGCUUGGAUACUAGUAUGCCCGUCCCAUAAUCCUACAUCGAAGGAGUUGAAGGAGAGCCCCCGAUCGACGCCAGAUCCACGGAUCGAGCCGUGGGUGUGAGAAAAAAGCCAAAAAAAAAGAUGAAGAUUCCUGCUUUGUUGCGGGUGGUGAGUGUUCGUUCCCGAUGAGAGAUGAGAGAUUUGAGUGUGGUGUUUUUGUCCCGAGGUGAAGGACGCAGACUAUUUUCUUGCUGUUCUUGUCCUACUACAGCCAUGCUUUGCUUUGCUAGCCGAGUAAUAACAGCUACUGUACAUACUACUACUACUUCUGCUACCACCACUGCUAUUGUAAGAUCCAAGCUCGCCUCUUGUGAUCCAGAUCUGAUUCAUGGAAGCAAGCAGAUCUCGUCUCCGUUC